Molecule: messenger RNA, 399 nt
Organism: Penicillium riverlandense
Lineage: Eukaryota; Fungi; Ascomycota; Eurotiomycetes; Eurotiales; Aspergillaceae
Product: BolA protein
Exons: 2
Coding region: 1-399 (132 amino acids)
Biological process (GO): intracellular iron ion homeostasis
Cellular component (GO): cytosol; nucleus
Molecular function (GO): 2 iron, 2 sulfur cluster binding
Source: RefSeq, a predicted model, not a curated record
AUGUUCUCCCGCGCCGUCCGCCCCUUGACUGUCCUGAGCAGAGGCUGCCGCUAUCUUCUCACCCCGCACCCGUCCCUACCCCGGGCAUCAUCCUUCUCCGUCACCGCACGCUCCUCCGCCGCCAUCAACGCAGCCAUGGCGGACACAUCUGGGAUCACGCCCGAAUCUCUGAAGAGCAAGUUGAUGGAGCAGCUGCAGGCACAGCAUGUUGAGAUUGAGGAUUUGUCGGGUGGUUGCGGACAGGCCUUCCAGGCCGUCAUUGUCUCCCCCCAGUUCGAGAGUAAGAACAUGCUCGCGCGCCACCGGCUGGUCAACUCCGUGCUGAAGGCGGAGAUCGCUGCUAUCCAUGCUUGGACGCCCAAGUGCUACACUCCGGAGCAGUGGCAGGCGCUGCAGUAG